AUGACUGCUGGCGUUUCUAAAGAUGUAAGACACGAAAUUCGGACUACUUUCAAUCAAAAUUUCGCUCAUAUACUGCGCAGAUUCUGCUCUUCAAGCAGUGUGAAAUUGGAAAAUGGUAAUUCAAUGGAAGACAAGGUCAGAUUCAGAAAGAAAAAACGAUUACUUUGCAACACUUAUCAACCGCAUCGAGCCGUCGGUAUGCUACUUGUGGAUUGGAUAUUUCUGGCGGGUUUAGGUGUUGCUAUGGCUGUGCUUUCGUUAAUUCUCGAUUAUGGAGUCGAUAAGCUUCAGACAUAUCAUGUGGUAGUAAUGGAAAAUUUUAAUAUUACCAAAUAUGAGACAACUAACACGUUGAUGCCUUAUGCAGCGUGGCUAAUUUAUACAAUGGUGCUUCUAAUGCUCGCCACAGCUAUCGUACAUUACCUAUCUAUCAACGCUAUGGGGUCUGGAAUACCAGAAGUGAAAACAAUACUGCAGGGUGUACGUCUCGAAAAACAUUUAACAUUUCGUACUUUGAUAUCCAAACUGAUCGGUUUAAUGCUUGCAAUUGGAAGUGGUUUUCCGAUUGGCAAAGAGGGACCAUUUGUGCACAUGGGUUCCAUAGUAGCACAUCUAAUGAGACGUUUGGUAGAAGGAAUCAAGCCUGCUUACGCGAACGAGUCCAGAAGUUACGAGCUACUUGCUGCAGGCUGCGCUGCAGGUGUCGCGGCAACCUUUUCUGCGCCUGUUGGAGGAGUACUAUUUUCGAUUGAAGUAACAACUGCAUAUUUUGCGGUUCGCGAUUAUUGGCGUGGAUUCUUCGCAGCUGCAUGCGGUGCAGCAACAUUUUCUCUUCUGCGACUGUGGAUCAAUCCAUUUGAAGUGACAGUGGCAGCACUUUUCCAAACAAAAUUCAGACAUCUGUCAUAUUACCCUGAAGAACUGCUCAUUUUCGCAUGCAUCGGUGGUAUAUGUGGCUUGGCUGGUGCGCUGUUUAUCUUUAUCCAUCGUCGAUAUGUGCUGUUCCUUCGAAGGAAUAACUUCAUGAAGCGACUAUUUCAAAGACACUGGAUAGUUUAUCCGCUCACAAUUUCCAUCCUUUAUUCGACCAUAACGUAUCCGCAUGGUUUGGGACAGUACUUCACUGGACAGAUUGCAUUUGCACGAUCAUUGCGUGAUUUUUUUGCUAACUGCACGUGGCACGUAAAUCCGUCACACGUAGAGGCGUGUAGUGAAUUUUUAGUAAUGCGUUGGAAAAUAUAUGAUUCCGUGUUCAUUGAGCUCGGAGUUUUCAUCGCUGGUUUCUAUUUUUUGGUAAUCGUUGCGAGCACAUUGCCAGUGCCAACAGGUAUUUUCAUGCCGGCAUUCGUUAUCGGUGCAGCAAUAGGUCGUUUCAUUGGUGAACUGAUGGCACUUGGCUACCCAAACGGACUCCGUAACGACCAGCAACUGCUGAUUCUGCCUGGCAUCUACUCAGUCGUUGGAGCGGUGUCAUUUUGUGGAGCAGUAACACAUACCGUUUCUGUUUCUGUGAUCGCUUUUGAAUUAACUGGUCAACUGCUGCAUAUACUUCCUGUUAUGAUAUCAGUAUUGCUAUCAAAUAUUGUUUGUUCAUCACUUCAACCUUCAUUCUUCGAUAGUAUCAUCAAAAUCAAACAUUUGCCGUACUUUCCAGAUAUCCCGAAAUCGACAUCAUGGGUGCACGAAAUACGUGUAGAACAAAUCAUGGUAAAAAAUGUGAAAUUCUUGACGAAACAGAGUACUUAUUACGAGCUUCAAGAGUUGCUUAUCACCACACAUAAGUUAAUGGCAUAUCCAUUGGUCGAUAAUCCAUCGUCUAUGAUAUUAUUGGGGUCAGUAAGUCGAGAAAAUCUGCUUUGUUUGUUGAAUCAGAUCGUUGGAGAUGAAGCGCGACGUGCGGAGUAUUUGCGAAGAAUGCAGUUGCAGAACGAAUUUCACGAGACCAUGGAAGAUGGGGCCUGUAAGGAUGGAUCUCUUGUUAACUUCUCCAUCGCGUCGGUUUUUCCGAAAAUCUCAUUCCCGGAAGUCAGGAAAUGUCCAAAUUCGGAGGAUAUGCAACGAUCGCGAACCGGAUCAUUAGAAUUGGGUAUCAAUCGAGAACCGCAAUUAAAGACAUCAGUCAGCGAAUACAAUAUGCGAGAAUCUGAAAAGAGAGAAGAAAAACAAAAUUUGAAUCAAAUGGAUCAAUUAAAUUCGGGACACGAUUUUCGUGAAACUCUUGGCAGUAUGUUUGAGAAAAUUACACAAACAUUUCGCACUCGAAAAAGAGAGGAGCCGGAGGAUUUAAAUAAGGAAGAACGCCAGAUCUGGGAAAAACAACAACUCAGCAAGGAAAUUAAUUUUUCAUAUACGACCAUCGAUCCUGCACCUUUCCAGUUGGUGGAGGACACAUCCUUAUACAAAGUUCACUCAAUUUUUUCACUACUUGGCAUACGACGAGCUUAUGUCACCAAAUGUGGUGUUCUUGUAGGUGUGGUGGCUGCGAAAGAGAUAGCAUCAGCAAUUGAACGAAUACAAGCAGGAACUCUGACCGCGGUCACAAAACGGCCAAAGGACGAUGAAUACGAUCAAAAGGACACUACCGAGGCAACAUUUGACUUACUGGAAAGCAGUGAAAGUGACACCGACAAUGAAGAUAUCAUUUUACCAAGAAUAGAAUUUGACAAAACUACAAACAGUGAAAUUCUGGAAGCAAAAUUUGCAGCACUGCAAGCUUCAAUUGGAGGAGGAAUAUCGAAUGAAGAUCGUCGCAAGAGCUAUCCGCAUUUUCCGGGAAAAUCUUGUCGAAGUUUCCGAGCGCCAAGAUAUGAGAGAAAGAGUUGCGAUAUAAUCCUGGAGAAACUAUCAAGUGCGGAUGAACAAUUUGCAAAACAGAACUUUUGCCGUAUGGUCGAAAAAUUCCGAAGAUUUCGAGAUUCAAUUUCUGAAUCUGCACUACCGAAAACUUCUUCUCAAGAAAGCUUGGACUCAGACAGUCGUACAAGUGAUCAUUUCAUUAAAUCAUUCAACAAAAGCUUAGCCUUCGACAUCCAUCGAAAAUCGCCUUAUAACAAUAAAUCAAACGAAGCAGUUGGAACUUCUGUACCACAACUAAAGGUUGCUUCACCGUGGUUUAACCCGAAUUCGACAGUUGCUCAUGAUUUGUUUAUCAGAAAUGACCCAGAAUGUGAAAUAGAUGAUUCAGUUACCAUCGUCUCUGCCGUCAUGGAAUGUUUUCCGGAACAAAACUCGUCAAUAAGCUUUGUGGAGUCGGAUGCGAAAUGCAGUAGCUCUGUUAAGAAGGAUGAAGAAAAAUGA
Molecule: messenger RNA, 3297 nt
Organism: Acanthocheilonema viteae
Lineage: Eukaryota; Metazoa; Nematoda; Chromadorea; Rhabditida; Onchocercidae
Source: the annotation of a GenBank genome assembly